AUGACAUCUCUCACCAACUACAAAUAUGCCCACUUCAUCGUGACGUCGCCGGGCCCCUACGUCGCGCACGUGGAGAUCAACCGCGCCUCCAAGCUCAAUGCCUUCCAUCGCAACAUGUGGCUCGAGUUCGGCGACAUCUUCGACAAGCUAUCCCACGACCCGGAGGUCCGCGCCGUUGUGCUCUCGGGGGCCGGCGACAAGGCGUUCACGGCGGGGUUGGAUGUUAAAGCUGCGGCCGAGGAGGGCGUUAUAGCAGGUGGCGGGGCAAGCGAGGAUGUUGCGAGGAAAGCGACGGCGUUGAAGAGGUAUAUUUUCGAGUUUCAAGAGUGUAUUACCAGGAUGGAGAAGUGCGAGAAGCCCGUCAUCUGCGUUCUCCAUGGUGUAUCGAUAGGCCUCGCCAUCGACAUCGCAACAUGCGCCGACAUCCGCAUCGCCGCUCAAAACGCCCACAUGGCCGUCAAGGAAGUUGACGUCGGUCUCGCCGCUGACAUCGGAAGUCUCGCUCGCCUGCCAAAGGUCGUCGGUAACUCUUCUUGGAUCAAAGACGUAUGUUUUACGGCCCGUCCCUUUUCGCCCGAGGAGGCCCUGGCUGUUGGGUUCGUGAGCCGCGUGUUGCCGGAUAAGAAGUCGGCGGUUGAGGCGGCGCUACAGUUGGCUGGGAAGAUUGCGGGCAAGAGCCCCGUAGCGGUGCAGGGGACGAAGGAGCUGCUGAAUCAUGCGAGGGACCAUUCCGUUGACGAGAAUCUACGAUAUACUGCCAUCUGGAACGCGGCCAUGGUGCAAUCAGAGGAUGUCAAGAAGGCCCUGAUGGCGGGGUUGACUAGGAAGACUCCGACAUUCGAGAAGCUUUAG
Messenger RNA from Scedosporium apiospermum, 852 nucleotides. RefSeq lists its product as uncharacterized. The record is from RefSeq and is a predicted model, not a curated record. Gene Ontology annotation, cellular component: mitochondrion. The coding region runs from base 1 to 852 and encodes 283 amino acids. The transcript has 3 exons. Gene Ontology annotation, molecular function: ATP binding; delta(3,5)-delta(2,4)-dienoyl-CoA isomerase activity. NCBI's taxonomy places the organism in Eukaryota, Fungi, Ascomycota, Sordariomycetes, Microascales, Microascaceae. Gene Ontology annotation, biological process: protein folding.